AUGGCGGACAUUUCUAAUUUUGUGAGCUCUACAAAAUUCCAUCAAAAUAUCCCGAAAAUAUGGAACGCUAAAGAAAUUUGUAAUCAUAUAGCUUCUUCCAACUUAAGUUAUGAUAGUAAACGAAUUAAAUGGAUUGGAACUUUUGAUAUAUGGCAGAAAUUUGUCGAAUGCGAUCUUAAAUUGGAUGGCAAAUGGUCUUCGCCAGGCGGUUGUUCGAAAAAGUUCACGUGCUAUAAUCUAGAUAUAUCAAUAACUUGGUAUCCCAAGAAACUAAAUACACUUGUAUUUCACGGUGAGGAAAGCUCGGGUUUGGUUGACGCGUUAAUAAAUGUGUGUGCAGAGGCAAUCUCUAAAGACGACGGUUUAUCAAACAAUGUAUGUGUGUCGGCCAAACAUAGUUCGAUUGCAACUAUAAACUCAGCUGUUGAUGAACCUGAACAGAUGUCUAAUCACUGUAUUAAGGACUUUGAACUAACUGAUAAUCAUCAAAAGGUCAGCAUAGAGCAUGAUUUCAAACUUGGCUGUCAGUGUAGAAUUUUAGCUGCUGAUUUGGAGGGAGUUAAGCUCGAUACAGCAAUCAUGUGCAGAGAUAUAGAAACUAAGUUUCUUGCAGCUUACAAUUCACGGGAUAGUGAUAGUGAACAAAUAAGUGAACUUAAACACGAGCUUCUUAAGGAAAAGGAGAAAUGUAGUCAGUUGGAGGCUGAUAUAUCUAUUUUGGUUCGAGGAAGGAAUAGGGAGAUAAACGAAUUAAAAAAUACCAUUACCUGUCUCGAAAACAAACUUAAAUCAAGCGACGCGAUAAAUGAAUCCCUAAGACAAUCGCUAAUGCAAAUUAAUUCAGAAAAAUUCAAUGGUGUAUUGAGUGCCGAACAAAGACUGUCAAACCAACCUGAACAAAUUAAUACGAUUGGACGAUGCUUCGAAAGAACAGUUUAUCAUUACCAUAGUAAAAGAUCUUUCGAGGCUGAGUUAUCAUCUUCCCAGUUUGCUUAUCGAAUCGGUGGGUGUAGCACAGACGCCUUAAUGAAAUUACAGUAUAUGUACCUGAAAGAACUAGAAGAACCAAGUUGUGAUGCAGUGAGAUUAAUUGCAAUGGACUUUUCCAAAGCAUUUGACAAUGUAAAACACGUAAAACUGAGUGAAAAAUUGAAAUCGAGUUCUAUGAACCCUUAUUUAGUAAAUUGGUACUUAAAUUUAUUAAAAGAUCGAAGACAGAGAAUAGUUUUCCAAGGAACGACAUGCAAGUGGAAAGAUAUUAACAAGGGAGUUAUGCAAGGAACUGUAACCGGACCACAUUUCUUUAAUUUAUUUAUUAAUGAUUUGGAGAUUAAAAACUGUUCCAACAACCCCCUUGUUAAAUUCGCGGAUGAUUCCUCACUUUUGGUACCGAUUUUGAAGAAUACCCAAGAUUGUAGUUCGAAAGCCAUAGAUGAAUUUAAGGACUGGUCCGAAUCAAACUCUUUACUUUUAAAUGAGGGCAAAUGUAAAGAAAUGAUUAUAUUAAAGAAAGGACGAUCAGAGGAUUGUGUAUCACCACUUUAUGGUUUUGAACGGCAUUCUAGUCUUGAAAUACUGGGGCUAACCUUUGAAAUGACAAGCAGAUUUGAGAAAUGUGUUGAAGCCAUGACUUUAGAACACCGUAUUUGUAAUGAAAUCACUCUUUAUUUUCACGUUUAUUACAAAUGUAGUUUUGUACA
Paramuricea clavata is the source of this 1700-nucleotide messenger RNA. NCBI's taxonomy places the organism in Eukaryota, Metazoa, Cnidaria, Anthozoa, Malacalcyonacea, Plexauridae. The record is from the annotation of a GenBank genome assembly.